AAGUGCACUCAUGCGCAAACGUUUUCCCCUGGUGUCAGGACGACCUUUUUUAUAAACGGGUUGGCCAGUGACGUCACACUUUAACAGCUCUAUUGUUAAAUCCCAAUAUAGUGGCCCGUCAAAUGAAGACCAUCACUUAUUCAUUAGCAUCAACCAAGUGCAUGGAAGAAGGAUGGACAGUCAAGCCACMAUCACCUGCACCUUCUGAAGGUGACGAUGCUUUUGAUCCCUUUGUCAUUGAAGUCAAUCCCAUCCAACAGCAAAAGAGAGGUUUCCUGGAGCGGUUUUAUGAAAAUGGCCAAAGAUUUCUUAUAAUCCUCCCUGAUGGCACAGGCUGCUGCUACUACCCAAGUGGUAAUAUCGCUGUUAUUAUCACCUCGACAGAAAAAGGAAAAUUCACUUACCUAGCAUUUGCGGACACUGAUGAUUACGGACGAACUCGUUCCAACAUGCUUGCCGUAUUUGAUCCUUCUGGACAUGGGACUUGCUAUUUCCGCAACAGCGGUAUAGUAAGGUUGGUAUUAGAUCCCUAUGGUGGUAUCCUACUAGAUACCUAUGGUGCACGCAAGAAGAAAUGGCUUUGGCACAACCUCAAGCAACACGUCCAUGCACCUCCCUUUCAGCCAAUCACAUUCAGCAUAACCAAGCAAUUAUCUGUACGAUGUCUUACACAGGAUAAGAUUAUAUUGACCUUUAACCAGGGAAAGUACACUGCAAAGUUCAAUGUUGGAUCAAAACUGAAGGCUGUUCGAGCUGCAAGACCUCCACUUGACAGGGUUGACUAUGAAAUCCAUCUAGCAGAGUCCAAGCAAUUUAUUAACAUUUUACUAGAUCGUACCCAGAACGCCUUGCGGCUACCAAACUAUCCACGUCUGGACAAGAUCCCACUCCCUCACCGCCUCCAAAAACCAAAGCAACCCGGGAGAAGUAAACUAGAAGUGUUAAGGACUGCAAGCCAGGCUGACACUUCGACUGUUACAGUUAACUAGGACAAAAUAUAUUUAAAGUUUAUAGUUUAUGAGCGUUAAAAAUUAGGUUUUUAAAAGUGUUAGUUUUUGAUAUUUAUAUGUAAAGAAGUUCAUUAAAAAACUUAUUUAUUCUUCCA
This is a messenger RNA of Actinia tenebrosa (Australian red waratah sea anemone), 1105 nucleotides long. RefSeq lists its product as uncharacterized. Lineage: Eukaryota; Metazoa; Cnidaria; Anthozoa; Actiniaria; Actiniidae. The record is from RefSeq and is a predicted model, not a curated record.